AAGACUGCUAAUUUCUACUCCCAGCAGCAGGGACUUCUCGUUUCAGAUACCACCAUGGAUUAAAGGACCUCCCAAUGCUCUAUCCUUUUCAGAUUACUGGACUCUGCCCGUUUGUUUCUUUGUUUUUGAGAUGGAGUCUCGCUUUGUCACCCAGUCUGGAGUGCAAUGGCCCCAUCUCCGCUCACUGCAGCCUCCACCUCCGGGGUUCAAGCUAUUCUCCUGUCUCAGCCUACCUAGUAGCUGGGAUUACAGGCAUGUGCUACCAUGCACGGCUAAAUUUUGUAUUUUUAGUAGAGAUGGGGUUUUGCCACGUUGACCAGGCUGGUCUUGAACUCCUGACCUCAAGUGAUCUGCCUGCCUUGCCUCCCAAAGUGCCGGGAUUACAGUCGUAUGCCACCAGGCCAGGCUGACCUGUUAUUUGUAAGGGGUGGGUGGGGACCUUUUAUUUACUGAAACAUAUCCUGUAUUCAUUGGAACAUGUUAUCAAGCCUGCCCCUCUGGGCGGAGGCUAGGGCAGGGAGGGCACAGCUCCUAAGGCCACCUGGUCUUUCAACUCCUCCCAGCUGGGACACUGCACCGGGAGGCAGCACGGAUUCCUGUGUCAUCAAGGUGCCUGGGUCUUGGCUUAUGGCUGAGGUUGGGGCCUUGGGAAGGGUUUGGAUUCCAAGUCCCUUGGCUGCAAGGAUGCCCCCAAGAGCGAGGAGGGCCAAGAUUAAGAUUCGACUUCCUUCACUAGGGCCUUUGUCCUCCCAGGAGCUCCCAGGUUCUCUGGCGAUUGGGGGUGUGGGGAAGGGUUACAACGUUCAUUUGUGGUCAGUUAGAUGAGAAGUGACUCUGCCAGCGUGCUUUGACAUCCUCGGCUAAAAGGUGCGCCUCUUAGAGCCCCAGUCCACCUGGGCCCUCCUGCCCUGCCCUCGGCCAGCGCCCCUCCCCGAGACAUGGCCCCUCGGUCGGGGGUGGGGAGAGGGAGCUGGGGGCAAAACCUGCUCCUUCCUUCCUUCUCCCAUUUCCCUGGCUCCCGCCGGCCACCCUGGGACCGCAGCCACGUCUGAAAGCGCCUCACCAGGCAGCGCUGAAGAUUGCGGGGCAGCGCCGAGGGUUGCCGGCCGGCACCCGGGGAGUAGAGGGCGCGGGCCGCAGUGCCGGGCUCCGGAGGGAGCUCUGCGCCGGGUCCUUCCCUGUGGUAGCCCGAGGACACCCCCAUCCUCAACAUCCCAUUCUGGGACUUCUGCCCUGUUCCCAGAUUAGCUCUGCCUCUAGUCUCCAGGAGCUUCCAGUGGCUUGGUCACCCCCGACUCUUCGUCCAUGCCUCUUAGAGCCCCUUUCCCGGCCUCACUGGAUGUCCCUUAAUAGUCUUGGGACCUUAAGGAGCAAGUCAGCCCCUGCGGAACCUCCCAGUGAAGAGAAAGAGCUGGCUUUGCGGUGGAACUUGGAAGAGACGACGUCUGGGAGCUUUUGCUGAGCCCAGGGAGAGAGGCGUCCCUCUGGCUGCUGCUCCAGCUCGGGCAGACACGCCAAGCUUUGAGGCUCCUUAUCAGAAAGCUCCCAGUGAGGAACUGGUCUUCUGGAGACUCUGUGUGGAAUAGAGUGAUUCAACCACCUUAAGAAGACCUCUGCCUUUCCUGGAACACAGAUGUCGAGACAUCUCCCAUGGAUUUGUGAUCAGCGUUGCAGCUCUCCCAGCAGCCCUGGACGGUGGCCCCCAGCCGCCCGCAUGUGGCUGCCACGGUUCUCCAGCAAGACAGUGACAGUGCUCCUCCUGGCACAGACCACCUGCCUCCUGCUCUUCAUCGUCUCCCGGCCAGGGCCCUCAUCCCCAGCCAGCGGCGAGGAUCGUGUGCACGUGCUGGUGCUGUCCUCGUGGCGCUCGGGCUCAUCCUUCUUGGGCCAGCUCUUCAGCCAGCACCCCGACGUCUUCUACCUGAUGGAGCCCGCGUGGCAUGUGUGGACCACCCUGUCGCAGGGCAGCGCCGCAACGCUGCACAUGGCCGUGCGCGACCUGAUGCGCUCUAUCUUUUUGUGCGACAUGGACGUGUUUGAUGCCUACAUGCCACAGAGCCGAAACCUGUCCGCCUUUUUCAACUGGGCAACGAGCCGCGCGCUGUGCUCGCCGCCCGCCUGCAGCGCCUUUCCCCGAGGCACCAUCAGCAAGCAGGACGUAUGCAAGACACUGUGCACGCGGCAGCCCUUCAGCCUGGCCCGGGAGGCCUGCCGCUCCUACAGCCAUGUGGUGCUCAAGGAGGUGCGCUUCUUCAACCUGCAGGUGCUCUACCCGCUGCUCAGCGACCCCGCGCUCAACCUGCGCAUCGUGCACUUGGUGCGCGACCCGCGGGCCGUGCUGCGCUCCCGGGAGGCGGCGGGCCCGAUACUGGCACGCGACAACGGCAUCGUGCUGGGCACCAACGGCAAGUGGGUGGAGGCCGACCCUCACCUGCGCCUGAUUCGCGAGGUGUGCCGCAGCCACGUGCGCAUCGCCGAGGCCGCCACACUCAAGCCGCCACCCUUCCUGCGCGGCCGCUACCGCCUGGUGCGCUUCGAGGACCUGGCGCGGGAGCCGCUGGCAGAGAUCCGCGCACUCUACGCCUUCACCGGCCUGACCCUCACGCCACUGCUCGAGGCCUGGAUCCACAACAUCACCCACGGGUCGGGGAUCGGCAAGCCAAACGAGGCCUUCCAUACUUCGUCUAGGAAUGCACGCAACGUCUCCCAGGCCUGGCGCCACGCGUUGCCCUUCACUAAGGUCCUGCGCGUGCAGACGGUGUGCGCCGGCGCGCUGCAGCUGCUGGGCUACCGGCCUGUGUACUCUGCGGACCAGCAGCGUGACCUCACCCUGGAUCUGGUGCUGCCACGAGGCCCAGACCACUUCAGCUGGGCAUCGCCUGACUGAGAACUCUGGGCGUUAGAGCAGGCCCCGAACUGUGGUCGCCAGGCCCAGGAGGCGACUGCAUGGUGGAGAGGGAGCUGGGGCGCAUGGGGAAGCAGGUCCCUACUAUCAACCGGGAGUUUGGGGUCCUCCCCUGAAGUAGGCAAGGACUGCACCUUUCUUUCUCUCCUGAUUCUCGGUUUUCCUUUGAGUCUUCUGGAGCUGCCUUCUCAUCAGGUGCACUCUUCAUGGAAAGCAACUCUUGCCCCUACCUCUUCUGGGCGCAGGGAGUAAGUUACUGCUAAAUUAAAUUAAAUGUGUGCCAGGCAGGGUGCGGUGGCUCAUGCCUGUAAUCCCAGCAUUUUGAGAGGCUGAGGCGGGUGGAUCACCUGAGGUCAGGAGUUCGAAACCAGCCUGGCCAACAUAGUGAAACCCCCUCUCUACUAAAAAUGCAAAAAUUAGUCCGGCGUGGUGGCACACUCCUAUAAUCCCAGCUACUUAGGAGGCUGAGGUGGGAGAAUCACUUGGACUCCAGAGGUGGAGGUUGCAGUAAGUUGAGAUCAUGCCACUGCACCCCAGCUUGGGUGGCAGAGCAAGACUCUAUCAAAAAAAUAAGUAAUAAAUUUGUUCAAAAGUCCUGCAAUCUAGUGAACUGUAACCUCAUUUUUUCUCUCUUUUUUCUUUAAUUGCAUGAUUCCAUUUAUUUAAAGCAGAAAAACUAGUCUAUGGUGAUAGAGGUCAGAAUAGGGGAUACUUUGUAGGGAGGAUUUGACUGGGAUGUAACCUUAUUUAUUAUGUAAACAAACUACAACUUGACCAGGCAGUAUAUUCUUGUAAGAAGAAAGGAGUCUUCUCCAAUCAUAGCAGUCAGCCUUCAGCCAGGGGCAGACUGCAGACUGACCAGAUGUGUCCAAAUUAGACACAGGUUGAGCUGUAACCAAUCAGCCUAUAUCCAAUGCCACUUCCUUUUUCUGUUUAUAAACGCUGCUUGCCCACUGUUGCUGGGUGGAGGUCUCUGAAACCUCUCUAAUAUAGAUCUCUCAUUUAAUGGGGAGGGUUUGGCCUUUAAUCACCAUCAUCCCUGGAACAAAGACUGACCAAUUGGACUCAAAUGCUAUUGAACUAUCUUUAUUGCAUGGACUUUGAGUUAUUUGAUUUUGACUAGUUGUUUGUUGAAACUCCUGAUAAGGAGUGUACUUCAGUUUCUUGGCAAAGUCCACUCAUAGCCAUCAUAAUAGUCUCCCUGGUCAGGCACAGUGACUCACACCUGUAAUCCCAGCACUUUAGGAGGCCAAGGCAGGCAGAUCGCUUGAGCUCAGAAGUUCGAGAACAGCCUGGCCAACAUAGUGAAACCCUGUCUCUAUUAAAAAUACAAAAAAUAGCCGGUG
This is a messenger RNA of Gorilla gorilla gorilla (western lowland gorilla), 4251 nucleotides long. It is a transcript of the gene CHST5, whose product is annotated as carbohydrate sulfotransferase 5. Gene Ontology annotation, cellular component: Golgi membrane. The transcript has 4 exons. Gene Ontology annotation, molecular function: N-acetylglucosamine 6-O-sulfotransferase activity. NCBI's taxonomy places the organism in Eukaryota, Metazoa, Chordata, Mammalia, Primates, Hominidae. The coding region runs from base 1634 to 2887 and encodes 417 amino acids. The record is from RefSeq and is a predicted model, not a curated record. Gene Ontology annotation, biological process: carbohydrate metabolic process; N-acetylglucosamine metabolic process; keratan sulfate proteoglycan biosynthetic process.